GAACAUUAUGCAGCGGGUAUGGUGAAUUUUCUUCCUGCUUUUUAUGGUGUAUGUGGCAGAGGAUUUGUGAUUGGCAACGACGGCUUACCCCUCUACAAGUUUCUCUUGUCACCGUGGAAAACUAGAGUGCGACUUGCCAUUCAACUACUUGAUUUGAUAGAUCAUCUUAUAAAUUCCAGCUCCGAGUGGGAAUUAAUUAUUCUGAAAUUUGAUUUCAACAGCUUUUAUGUUACAUCCAACGGUCAACUUGUCUUGAAAAAUAUUGAUGAUUUAGUGAUCAUUGAUAAAACACAAACAAAUGCCGAUGAAUAUGAACCACCUGUUAGUGCUUGUAAUGACAAAUGUCUUUCUGAAAUCUUUGAAUUAAAAUCUCUUUGCAAAGAACCUACGUUCCGACCUUACAGCCAUGUUAUGUUCCUAAUAGCAUGCACGAACAUUCUGUCUGAUGAAAAUGAUCGAAAAGAAGAGCAAGACAAGAAUAUAGAAGGAAUGGGCUUGUUACACGAUCCAGUCGGUCAGCAAUCUCACUACGUGUCAGAAUUCCUUACAAGAUGUAUCCAUGAGGAAUCAUUCGGAGCUAGGAUUGCCACAGUCAAAAAAUUCCGCCAUAUUCUGAAGCAAAUGUUGUAGAAAAGUGUCCAUCUUCGGUUUCUGUUUACUUAGGUCGUUAAGGAUCAACAUUUAGACCCAAGGAUUGUGUUGCAUAUGCGCCUAAGUCCUAUCUAAGUGUAGAGCUUAUUAUAAACAAAAUAUAAGUAAAUACAGCUAGCUUUGCUCAAUUAUCUAA
This is a messenger RNA of Anneissia japonica, 787 nucleotides long. RefSeq names its product divergent protein kinase domain 2A-like. NCBI's taxonomy places the organism in Eukaryota, Metazoa, Echinodermata, Crinoidea, Comatulida, Comatulidae. The coding region runs from base 19 to 630 and encodes 203 amino acids. The record is from RefSeq and is a predicted model, not a curated record. The transcript is spliced from 3 exons.